AUGAAGACAAUUGGAAAUUUUAGACUUAUCGAAAAAUUAGGCUGGGGUACCUAUGGAACUGUUUCCCUUUGUGAAAUUAUUCAGGAGCAAGACUUAGACUCAAGAUUCAAAGAGAAAAUGAGGAAAGAUGGUGGUAUUGCUUGUAAGAUGAUCAAUUUACAAAAAUUAAACUCAAAAUGUCAAGAAUAUUUACUACAAGAGAUAAAAAUUAUGAAAGCAAUUAAUCAUCCAAAUAUUCUUAGGUUUUAUACAGCUCUCAAGACCAAGGACAACAUUUACAUGUUUGUAGAGUUCUGUAAUGGAGGAGAUCUCUCCAGAUUUCUUGACCUUAAAGGAGGAAGACUUAGUCAAGAUCUUGUUAGAAAAAUUGUGAAGCAGAUUGCUUCAGGCCUCUGAUACCUUAAUCAAAAUAAAACUAUGCACAGAGAUCUGAAGCUCCCCAAUAUUAUGGUGAAUUUCCCACAAAAGACUUCGUCUGAAGUGACUCCUGCAGAAUAUAUCAAAGAAUUUAACUACAAAAAUGAUGAGAUGGAAAUCAUAAUAGGAGACUUAGGCUUUGCUAAGUCAUUGAAUGAUACAGAGAUUGCUACAUCUUGGUUAGGCACUCCUGUUAACAUGGCUCCUGAGAUUUUGAACAAGAAUCCGUAUACCUCAAAAGUAGAUAUAUGGUCUCUUGGCAUCAUGGUAUAUGAAUUGCUUGUUGGCUUUACUCCAUUCAUAGGCAGGCGCAUGAGCGAGUUGACAAGGAAAGUAAAUAAAGGAGAAUACGGAGUCCCUCAGGAUAUCAAUUUGUCUCUCUCAUGUAUUGACUUCCUGAGUAAAUGCCUCCAGCUUGAUCCGAUAUAAAGAAUUUCUCAUUGUGAUCUCCUAAAUCACCCAUUCCUUGAAGAAGAUGAUGACUCCGAGAGAGUCAAUCUGUCUCUCCUAUUUCUUCUGAAGCUACCCUUGCGCCUUACAAAGAGAUAAUUGAAGAGUUUAGUGCUGAGGUAGAAACAAGCGAAGAUGCAAAUCUUCCCGAAGAUAGCUCUUUAGCAAACCCAACUGAAAAUAUAUGGGAAGAAGAUUAUGAGAAUCUUUUAGAAAGUCGAAAUGCAACCAUCAACUCACCACCGAUAUUUUCAAACAAGGAUGCUCUCUUUUGAAAGGAAAAGAAACAAGAUCAUGAAGAGAGUAAAUCAAAUUAUUUUCAGAGACUCAACCAAAGCCCAUGUAAGAUUUCUCCCAAGAAACAACCUGCCUUAAAUAAAACUUGUCAAAAAGAACUUGAAGUAUCUUUAAUGUUAUCUAAAAUUGACUCAGCUCUAAUAAGUAAGUCUAAAACACCCAUAAUUGGUGCUCAGAAAAGUGGAAGAUCAAGAAAUGAUACUUUUGAUAAUAGAAAUGGACUCUCAAAUGAUCCCAGUACUUUUUCAAACACAAUCAGGGGAUCGAGAAAGCGGUACUUUCUCACAAAUACAGGCUUCAAUUCUUUCUGUGCUUCCGGUAACUAAAUACAGAAUUAAUUCCUCUCUCGGGUAUGCUUUGAGGUAAGCAAGACUAGCUUUGAAUGCUCUAUUGGCUCUAUGUAAUUUG
Messenger RNA from Moneuplotes crassus, 1572 nucleotides. The record is from the annotation of a GenBank genome assembly. Lineage: Eukaryota; Ciliophora; Spirotrichea; Euplotida; Euplotidae.